This is a messenger RNA of Nematostella vectensis (starlet sea anemone), 1582 nucleotides long. RefSeq lists its product as uncharacterized. The transcript has 2 exons. Lineage: Eukaryota; Metazoa; Cnidaria; Anthozoa; Actiniaria; Edwardsiidae. Bases 669 to 1082 code for a protein of 137 amino acids. The record is from RefSeq and is a predicted model, not a curated record.
AGCACAAAGCAAUUUAGUGAAAUCAUGGAAAGAAAUAGUUGUUACUAAUCCCAUUCAAGAUAUGAUGAAUGUGUGAGUGUAUGAGUUUCCAUAGCGAUCGUUGCAAUGGAGAUACAAUCUAUCCCAAAGUACUCAAAUAUUACACCGUUUUUACUCGAAGUCGCAUAUAUUGUUGUUAUUCAUUUGUUUUUAUGUAAGAUUUGAUCUACAUUGGGUUGUUUCACACCCAAGAAGUGCGAGAAGUGAAACGCACAUACGAUGUCUCAGUCUGGACCACAAAAGUCGCGUUUUACGGGGUGAGUUUUGUGUACAAGAGAAACCCCCGUGCACAAGCAGCGUCGCCGAAAGCGCGAAUUUGAAGACGAAAGGACGAGGGCCUAGCAGUCAACUGCACAGCAAAGGGAGGGCAUUAAAAAAGUGAGGGCAAUACUGCUUUCUAUUCCAGGUUGUAGAAAUAUGCGGCAAGCAACAUGAAUAAAGGUCGGUUUUAAUUUUAUGUACCUUAACAAUCAGCAAGUAAAAUAAUAAUUUCUUGUUCCCCUAACUAAUGCCCAACAAGAAUUGAGGGGUUCAACCGCCUCUUCAAGAUUCAGCCGGUGCUUGACCACGUUCUGGGGAAAAUCAAGGCCAACUACCAACCAAGAAGAGACCUCUCUGAAGACGAAGGGAUGAUUGGCUUUCGAGGAAGACUGUCCUUCAAGCAAUACAUGCCCGCGGAGCCGACAAAGUACAGGAUUAAGAGACAGUGGUGGGAAAAGAAGAUCCGAAAGGAACUAGAAUUUCGCAGGGAACUCAUGCACGGAUUCAUCACAGGAUUUUCAUCAGUCAUGCAUAAGAAGUCCAAAAAGGGAAGCAAGAUUCAAAAGAACACACUGACCAUAGAGAAUGCCAAAGGCCACCCCAUCCAGAAGAUAGACGGCAGAAAGAAUCUGUCCACUGCUAGAAAAUCGGGGAAAAGACACCAAAAGGACAGGCGAUGGAGACAAAUUACAAGUGAGCCCAAUGCACUGUCGUGUUGUGCCGGGAUGGAUGCUUCCUCGACUACCACGCCAUCCAAUAAAACAACUUCACCAAUGUCAUGAGAGCUUCUCUGCAGAAGCUUAAAAACUAACAAAAAAGGACAGUGAGUUCAAUGAAUGCGAGUUUUGUCCUUAUUUGGCUACUAUUUCACUGUCAUUUUCCUUUGAAUGUUUGUGUUUUGUAAUCGAGACGUGCGUAAUUUUUAAAUAAUAUUUCAAUUUGGCGAUUUUCUGCCAUUUUUAGAUAUAUUCAUGAUAUUGUUUUGUCAUACUUGGCUUAAUAUUUGAAUUACUUGUUUUAUUUUGGUUAUAAUAAAAGUUAUUUUGGCUUUAUGCAGUGUCUCAAUAUUUAAUGCGCAUAUGUGUUUUGUUUUGUACUAGCACAUUUAUGCGAAAAGUCGAAAUUUACCUAGGGCCAGGGAGAAUCCCACGCGCUAUUAUCCCAGGAGUGAAUGGGUUAUUAUAAAUAAUCUAUAUACUUAUACGUUUUGUAAUAAAGUAAAUAUUAUUAGAUUUUAUACAUUGUAAAUAUUUUGGUUGUAAUAAAUAACUGCUGGAACCCA